ACCUUCGAGGAUUUGGAGAGCCCUCUCGAUGCGACUGUUCCACCGCCAUCACCGUCUCCGACCCGCUAAAACCACCCGCGCCACUUCUUUCUCCUCCUCCACGACCAGCACCACCUCCUCAACCCCUCCCGAUCCCAGCACCCUGUCCCACCUCGUCUCCCGACAGCACUGGUCCCGACUAAAAACCCUCAUCUCCGCCUCCGCCGCGGCCGCCGCCACCACACCCGCCGAUGCCGCCGUCUCCUUCCUCCGCAUCCUUCUCGAUUCUGCGUCCACCUCCUCCGUCGCCGCCCUCCGCUUCUCCCGCUGGUCCCAGUCCCACUACCGCUGCCCCCGCGCCUUCGACCUCCCCCUUCACUGUCGUCUCCUCCUCGCCCUCGCUGCCGACAAGCUCUACUCCGAUCUCCGCUCCGAGCUUCACUACCUCGUCAGAUCCGGCCCCCACUCCGCCGUCUCCAUCCUCCACACCCUCGCAGUCUCCGCUGAGCCCUCCCGCCGGCGCCAUGACUCCCUCUCCAUCCUCGCCGACAUGCUCAUCCUCGCCCUCGUCAAGAACUCGAGGACCAGCGCCGCCAUCGAGGUCUUUUAUCGUUCUCGGGAUUUCGGGUACCGACUCUCGGUCCUUUCGUGUAACCCCUUGCUGAGCUCUUUGAUCAGAGAAGAGAAAUUCGACGCCGUGGAGGCUGUGUAUAAAGAGAUGAUUCGUAGGAGGAUUCCCCCCAACCUGAUCACUUUCAAUACUGUCAUCAAUGGUUUCUGUAAGGCGGGGAAGCUAAGGAGGGCAGGGGAUCUCACGGAGGACAUGAAAUCAUGGGGGUUCUCGCCCUCGGUCAUCACUUACAAUACCCUAAUCGAUGGGUACUGCAAGAAGGGCGGGGCUGGGAAGAUGUAUAGGGCCGAUGUCCUCUUGAAGCAGAUGGUGGAUGCCAACAUCCACCCCAAUGUUGUUACUUUUAAUACCUUGAUCGAUGGGUACUGCAAGGAUGGGAACAGUUCGUCUGCGAUGAGGUUCUUCCAAGAAAUGAAGCGGCAAGAGCUUUCUCCCGGUGUUGUCACUUAUAAUACGUUGAUCAAUGGGCUUUCUUGCGAGGGCAAGUUGAACGAAGCCCUCGAGCUGCUGAAGGAGAUGGAGGAAUUGAAUCUGGCACCAAAUGUGGUGACCUACAAUGCUAUCAUCAAUGGGUUCUGUAAGAAAAAAAUGAUGGCAGAGGCUAAAGGGAUGUUGGAUGUCAUUAUGGGGAAGAAUUUGUUGCCAAAUGUUAUUACUUACAAUACUUUGAUUGACGGGUAUUGUCGAGCAGGAAUGAUGGAGGAUGCAAUGGGGUUGAAACGAUUGAUGUUGGAGAAAGGUAUUAGUCAUAAUGUUUCGACCUUUAGCUGCUUGAUAAAUGGGUUCUGUAAAGAUGGGGAUACGAAGAGUGUUGUGAAGCUGUUGGAUGAAAUGAGGGAGAAGACUGUAAGACCUGAUAUUGUGAUUUACAAUGUGCUGAUUAGGGCUUUGUGCAAAGAAGGGGAGUUGACGAAGGCAGUCAAGCUUUUAGAUGAGACGCUGGAGGUGGGUCUGAAGCCAACCCAUGUAACAUAUAAUACCAUAAUAGAUGCGUUCUGUGUGAAACGGAACCUUAGGGCAGCUUUGAACAUGAGAGCAAGGAUGGAGAGGGGUGGAAAGCGUGCAAAUGUGGUCACUUAUAACGUAUUUAUCAAGUACUUCUGUGGAAGAGGUAAGAUGGAAGAGGCCAAUGAGUUUCUAAAUGAGAUGUUGGAGAAAGGAUUGGUUCCAAACAGGGUCACUUACAAUAUGAUUAAGGAUGAGAUGAUUGAGAGAGGUUAUGUUCCUAGCAUAGAUGGACAUCUUUGUAACAAUGCCUCUUAGUAGGAAAAGAAACAAGAGAAUGGAAGUUUUUUUAUGUUAGCGUUAUUUUUCGGAUGCAGAAAAAGAUUAUAUUUCAUAAGACUUUGUUUAAGAAAGACAUUGCAGUUUUCAAGAGAAUAUUCUAAAUCUUUCCCAAGCUAUGACAUGAGGUGGACGGAUUUGUGUUGUUAAUGGGUUAAGAGCUUUAGUAAAUUUGGUCGUCCACUGCAUGAUUCGGUAAGAUUACUGAUGUUAUGAUCGAAAUUAAAAGUGUUGGAUUCUUGGAGAGAGGACUGAUGUCUAUAGACUUACUGCUCUUCUUGAAUCUAAUUAUUGAAAAUAUCACAUUGAUCAUAUGUUUUGUAGAAGCAUGGAUUUUCUUCUAGGAUAUGUGUGCUCAUAGAAUUAAAUUCUGAUGCUUUAUGAACGCUGCUGUGGCUUUGUGUGAAAACUCAGGACACUGAAGAAUAGUUUGGGUUCAAAAAGUCUGCAGAUUGAAACAAAUCAGUCUUUGUCUUCACUUUCUGAUGGAAGGUGCACUGGUACUACUACUACUAUCGAGUUUGAAUGACAAAGCGAAAUUGAUGAUACACAUGAUGUAGCAUCCAAGUUUCUUUGAGCAGCAAGCACACCGUAUUAAAAGAAAUAUCCACUGCAGGCAUACAGGUAACAUUGCACGCUGAGGGCAUACUGAAAUCAUUACUAGUUUCCAUUAGCAGUCUUUGAUGCCAGAUUGGUGAUUGUUCUCUUUGGAGGAAUUAAUUUUCUCUAUUUGUUGCUUGCUUGUUUCUCUUUGGAUCAGCAGAAAGCAGUUGAAAGGUUGUGACAGUGUUAUAUACUUCAUUCUAGCGGUCUGGAAGAAUGAAUGCUGACGGACGAAGCAGGCAACAAAUCUAUUUACUUCCCUCGAAGUCUAUGGUGGCAUCAUCUAAAGUGCUGUUCUGAUUACUCAUGAAACAAUUCCUGAUUCCACUAGCAGAGUACUUGAUGAUCUGCAAUGGCCACAACACAACAUCAUGCUCCUGCUCUUGGAUCAAAAGAUAAAUGCAUCUCUGAAAUCAUUGAUGGAUACCUGUCGAUCCAUUUGUCAAGACAAACUUCAUCAACUUGUUCUCCUUGGGUAAGGGCCCUCUCCAUCAGCUUAAUGGAAGCAUGUGUGCAGCUCCUUCAAAUGCCCCCACUUUGGUUGUCUUAGGUUGCCUAAAUCAAGUGGAGAAUCAUAAUCAUAGCUGAAUACUGCAUGGAUAGUGAAUGGCUUAGGAGAAGAGAACCCGUCGUUUGAUCUGGAAAUCAUCCACGUGAGAGACCGCCAUGAACAAGCAUUGUUACGAAGAGAGAAAGAAUCCCAGUUACAACAACAACAAUCACAACCAGUACUUGGAGACUACCAUCCAAACUGUUGUCUUCAACCUCCAGCAAUUCAUCUGGUUCUACAUGAAACCACACGUUCUUCAUUUGCUUCCAUCACUGUAGAUUUACAACCUUGAGCUUUCUUGUGUUUGAAAGUUCUGUUCUUAUGUCACAGCAAAAGUUUGGUAACCUGACAGGCACCGAAACUUCUGAUUCUCUCUUUAUAACAUCAGUGUUUCUGGCUAC
Messenger RNA from Musa acuminata subsp. malaccensis (wild Malaysian banana), 3448 nucleotides. Its product is annotated as pentatricopeptide repeat-containing protein At1g09820. NCBI's taxonomy places the organism in Eukaryota, Viridiplantae, Streptophyta, Magnoliopsida, Zingiberales, Musaceae. Gene Ontology annotation, molecular function: protein binding. The record is from RefSeq and is a predicted model, not a curated record.